GCUGUCAAUCUGCUAGUUAUUCACUCAUUCAAAUAUCUAUUUUUGCUCGCGUAUUUAUGGCGUAUUUAUCGCAUUUUGUUUGUCGUAAUUGUUGGUGAUCAAAAAUUUAAGGAUUUAUUUGGAAUUUCCGGGAAUAACGACUCAAUAAAGAUAUAAAAUCUGGAAAUAUUUUUCAUCUGACGUGAUUAAUACAAUUGUUGUAAAUUAAGAUUGUAAACAAUGCAGUGAAAAGUCCUAAUGAAUUUCUUUGAAAACGAAAUGACAUGAACUAAAUAUUUUGUUGGUCCACCCUAAUGAAAUGUACAGAUAAGUGUAUUUGUUUUCAAAUAUGAUGCAGUCAUCAUCAGAAGGAUGCAUGAACAUCGCCGAACUGGCUAAUCAGUUGCGGCGUGAAAAAAUAUUCAUAAAUACCGAGAGGCAGCUGUUACAGAAGUUGAACGAAGAUGUGGAGAACCGGGCAGUGGAGUUGUUACAGGUGUCGUGGAUCUGCUCGCAACAGCGUCAGAACCUCACAAACCUGAUAUCACGAUCUGAGGUGGAAUCUAUAGCCGCCUGUCAACGAGCCAGUGCUUUAGAAAGAACCACAUUUAUCGAUGUUUACAAAGUCCUCAAGUACAAGGAAGCUUUAGCACUUGGCGAGCUCCUUGGAUGGCUCCGAGAUUCGCCGCACCUUGUUGCACUUUGCCUCUUACUAGGAGAAGAACAUAUGCCUCAGUCGCUGCCCUCGGCUUUAGUUGCUGGUUUAUAUGGAAGUUGUAGACUAGCUAGUGACCGUACAAGAUUAUUAGCUGUCAUAAAAUCGUUGAUUAAGCAUCAGCUGGUCACUUCCAAUGAUCCUAGAAAGUUAUUCAGAACAGGCAAAUGUGCCCUCGCAUCUUUGUAUGCGGUUUUUCGGGAUGGCCACACUCCUGCGCGUCAAUUCCUUAUCGCGAUGUUACAGGGACCAGUGAUGACUGUACUGCAAGAGGACGAAUUCUUCCUUGAUAUUGACCCAGACAAAUCUAUGGAAAGGUUUUCAUCAUCGGACCGUCUGAAAAAGUUCGGCCCACCGAACAGCGCGGAAUACGCAGCCAAGGUGACCCGCUACCGGAAAUGGACCGUGCAGUCGCUGUACAACCUCACCACCAAGUUCAUCAUAUCGAUGAAAGAACACUGGUCGAACUUCCCGACGACCAUCGCGUGGAUCAUACAGCAAAUUGUACAUUUACUGAAGCAACAUUCCAGAGUAUCAGAUCGCGAACUGCACGCCCUCUGUACUGACCUCGUGUUGAACCACCUGAUAUGUCCCGCGAUCAUGAACCCCGAGGCGCACGGCGUGCUGGAGGUGCCCGUCUCGUACAUCGCGAGGUCCAACCUUAUACAGAUCGCGCAGAUCAUUCAGAUGCUCUGUCUGGCUAAGUACCAGGACGUGGAUCCGAAGCUGCGCGACCUAUACAUGAAGUUCGAGCGCACGUCCGUGUGGACGCUGGUGGAGAGCGUGAGCGGCGAGGAGUACAGCGGCGCGCCCCCCGCCUCGCCGCACCCCCCGCUGCACCCGCACCCGCGCACGCCGCGCGCCCUGCUCGCGCCCGCAGAUGCGCACCUGCUGAUAAUGUUCUUAAAACGUAUAUCGUCGAAAUUGAACAAUAACAUGCCAUCGACGCCGUCCGACGAGCAGCCCGGGAACUCCGCGACGGUCGCCGAGGCUGUCUUCAGCUCGUCGAGCAGCGAGUGCUCGUGGGGCGGGGAGGCGUCCGCGUCGCGCCUGGCCGCGCUGCUGCAGACCAUGGAGCCCAACUACAGGAGCAGACUCCACGACCUGCUCAAGAAAAUGCCUGAUCUAUCUAAAUACAAGCAAACCUCGCCGCUAGAAGCCAAAGACACCCUCGAGAACGGUCACCCGAAGAAAGGUAUACUCGCUAAAGUUCCGAAGCCCCGCCUGCCUCGCUCCGGCAGCUCCAACUCCUCGCUGGCCGACGAGAGGUCGACGAACGGGUCGUGCGACAGGGAGGAGGUCGGCGACGGUCCAGAGGUCUGGAUGAUACGGCUGGCCAACACCGAGGAGCACGAGUACAUCGGUCUGAUACCGGAAUCUAAAGUGUUGGAGUGUUACUACGGAGGGGCGGAGGGCGACGACCCCGCGCUGGUCCCGCCCCGCGCUCCUCAGCAAAAACGUACCAGGUUCUCGGUGUCCCACGACGAGGUGUCCCUGGGCAACACGUCGGACAACUUGGAAGCCGUGUCGGAAGCCGCCUCCAACCACAGCGUCACCUCCAGCAUGGAGCUCGAAACCGAAGACCAGAACGACAACCUAUCUGAUAUGGUGUCGGCGAACGUGAGCGGGCGCGGCAGCCCCAACAUCUCGGGGCGGGAGACGCCGUCGUCCCAGGUCACCGACGGCGACGCGGCCGGCGACGCGCCGCAGAGGAGAAUACCGCAAAAUGUUCCACCGAGUCAAGCGGUCAACGUUCAAGCCAAACUACUGAAGCACACGAGAAACGAAAUCGAAGAUAAAUUCUGCAAAUUCGAAAUCAGGAAACUCCUGGAAGGCGACGAGACGAUCAGCAUAAUGUCGGACACGUGGAGCACCGACGUGCUCGCCUCGGACUCGGAGACCAUCGGGGACUCGUGCGAGCAGACGCAGAUAGCGGCCGGCCAGGGCGUCAGCGCCAACAGCACGAACGCUCCCGACGCGUCCGAGACCGCCAGCGAGUCCGCGUGGAGCAUGGACGUGCUGGCCUCCGACAGCGACCGGAACACCGAGGUGGACACGGACGACUGCGUGUCGGUGGCGGCGCGCUCCGACACGUCGUGGCCGCGCCGCGCCUCGCAGCCCGACGAGCCCGCGCCGCCGCCCCAGAACGGUAAUAUAAAGCGGCCUGAUGUGAUUCGGGACAGCCCAAGACACGCUUCGAGACCUCAUUUAGUCAACAGGUCGGGGGGCGGCUACCUCACGGCGACGGCGGCGCUGAGUCGCGGCGGGGAGCUGGACCUGGCCGCGCACCACGCGCACUACGGGCUCGAGAACAGGAAGAGCAUCCUCGUCAACGGGUACCCGGUAAUGACUUGCUACACGGCCUCCGCCCCGGAGAGCCCGAGCACGGCGGCGCCCCCACCCCCGCCCGCCGACGCCUUCGACAACCGACCGAUCAAUGGAGAGUCAACGCAAACAGAGUCGACAUUAGAUGCGGAGAGUCAGUCGGACGCGACCAGCCAGUGGGUGGACGACAGCUUCCCGUCGCUGGGCGGCCCCUCCACCUCCACCUUCGAGUUCCCGCCCGCCUCCAAGCCCUACGAGGACAACGACCUCGACCGCUCCAACUCCAGCGAGAGCUCGUUCAACGCGCUCUCCGUGUCGCAGUACGGCGACACCAUCACCGACCUCAUGACCCGCAUGUCCUCGGCCACGAUAUCCACCUCAACGAACCUCAUGAACAAUCUCACUUCGCGGAUCACGAAAUCCGAGAUCAGAACUGUGGUCAGCAUCUCUUCGUCGAAAGUGGAGAAGAAGAGAGACGGGAAUAAUAUUUCGUUGAGCACCCUGUCAGUGAACAGCGGAGAGACUUCGGUGUCGGAUAAGAGUUCGAGUCAAGACGUGAACUCGGAGAACGUGACGGAGAGGAGAGUGAGUCCGCCGCCCGUGAAGGCGCCCUCUACCGGCGCUAUACCAAAGAGCAUCAGCUUCGAUGCGACGGCUGAGAAAUCGCAACGAAGGCGCGCAGUCGGCGAGGACGGUCUCGCGGGGAACCUGGACGAGCUCAAGAACAACGUGAAGCGCUCCGGCGGCAACCUCCUGCACAAGAUCAAGAUGUUCAGGCACAUCGGCCGGUCUCAGCAGCACCACGACAUAAAGCUACCCGAAGAAGAUUGUCGCAUCGACGAGGGCGCCCGACCCGAAGCCGCGCCCGGCGAGAGCUCCGAAGACAUCCUCGCCAAGUACCGCCGGAAGAGCUCCAGCGACUCCAGCGGUAAGAGGCGGCCGCAGCUACGCCUCGCCGAUGUACCGGACGCCGACCUAGAGAGGUGUGAGGGGGUCGUGAACCUGAAUGAUCCAGAGGUAUUCAACAGUAUGAAGCAGAAACUUCGGAUGGUACUGUCCAAUCCAGAUCUGCACUGUGUCGACUAUGUACCUAACCGCGUGACGAGCUCGUCGCUGGUGGAGUGGAUGCGCGCGGCGGCCGCGUGCGCCGGCUGCGAGUCCGGAGCGUCGCACGCGCACGCGCUGGGCCGCGCGCUGGGCGGCGACGCGGCGCUGGACGGGCGGCUGGCGGCGGCGCUGCGGGCCGACCUGUGCGCGCGCCGCCCCUACGCCGCCUACCUCGCCUCCUGCCGCGCCGCACUCGCGCACGCCGAGCGGGCCCUGCUGGCGCAAAUAAAGCUCGUGAAAUCGGAAUGCUCGUCGUGCGGGCGCGCGGCGGCCGCGGCGCGCGUGCUGCAGCAGCUGGAGCGCGGGCACGCACUGCGCCGCCUCGCCGCGCACCACCUGCGCGCCGCCCCCCUCGCCUGCGGCGGGGAACUGAUGGACGAGAAAGCAACAAGACUGACUGCCGGUAUCAAAGCAAUCAUCGCUGAGGUGAAGGCCGAUCCUUCCUGGGAAGGUGCAACGCAGAACAUUCUAGAAAUGGCGGAGCUUACCGUAGAGCGAGCCGCGUUCGCGAGGCUCUAUCUCCACGUGCUGUUCCCCAACGGAGAUGGCGACAUUGCACGUGACCAGGUGCUGAGCGAGCACAUCCGGCGGCUGGCGGCGUGCACGUGCGCGUCGCGUGCGGGCGUGGCGCCGCGCCACCUGUGGGCCGCGCCCUUCCCGCGCGCGCAGGCCCUGCUGCGGCAGCUGCCCGGAUACCGCGCGCCCGCCGACAAGAUCGCGUGCGUCACCCAAUGUGUGACGUCAAUAAUGGCGGUUCUGAACCUCACGGAAUGCACCGCGCCCUCUGCUGACGACCUAACGCCGGUCCUCGUGUAUGUCAUUAUAAAGGUGAAUCCGCCGUCGCUGCUGUCGACGAUCGAGCUGGUGAGCGCGCUGGGCGGCGGCGCGCGCGGCGAGCAGCACUACUGCUGGACGCACUUCUGCGCGGCCGUCGCAUACAUCAAGACCAUGGACUACACCCCGCCGCCCAUCUAGCGCCGCCCCGCGCGCCCGAUGUCAGCGCGUGUUAAUGAUUCAAUGAUUUCCAUCGAGUGGAGAUUGCGUCCUCGACGCAACACAGUGUAGAGGCAACCGAGGUACAAGAUCUUGCACAACCUCCACGUACAAUAUCGCAGUAUCAUUUAUUUACAUUCGAAUUUAUAUGAAAAUAUAAUAUUUAUUAUUUCACCGGUUCGACUUGAACUGUGUGAAUAUUGAAUUUAAUAUUUAACGAUAUAUGAAGACAUGAGUGGAUGAAGGGAAUAUGAUAUAAUUUGUUAAUUUUGAGAAAAUUGGCAACAAACUUUAGUUACUUGUACUUUUUCUUCGUAAUCAACUCCUUAGUCAUAUACAAUUUCUAAAAAAUAGCCUUUGAACCCCAAGUUUUAAGAUCUCUAAUAUGGUCUGUAUAUUAUUUACAUAACACCUUCAUUUAAUGUAAAAACUCAAAAAUCUUAAAAAUUGUACUUAAGCCCUUCAUCCACUCGUGUCUUUAAUAGUAGUGACACUGCUGUUGGCCGUCUGUAUGUACUAUACUCUGUACUGCUUUACUUUUGGACAGUGUUGCCGAAAUUCAACUUCUAUGUCAUUGUAUAGAAUUUAGAUGAAUUUGUUCAAACUAAAUUCAAAAUUUGAAAAGAUUAUCUGUAACAUAAAAACGUCCUCUAAUCUAUUAAUUGGCCUUUACGUGAGUGAACGCGAAAAAUAUAUUCCUAUUAUUGAUAAUAAAUGUGGAACGCUUUCGGGAAUUGAUGAGUUGUAGCGACGGCGUAUUUAGGUAACUAACAUUAUUAUCCGUAGCGAGACGUCAAUGGCGUUGUGUAGAGUUAAUAACUAAUAGAUAGCAUCAAAUGCCGACCUGGUAGCCGACAAAGCUUGUAUAAAUUUUGUAAUUUACAUUAAUAUGCCUUUCUCUAGAAUCCAUAACGUAAUUUAGCAGAUUAUUAAUAUUAUUUAUUGUCUCGUGAUUGUAUUGGGAAAUUCGAAAAAAAUAAAAAUAAAGUAUAUUCGCUUUGUAUAAAAAGGGUAUUUUUAGGGUAAAAGACUUAUCGUACGUGAGUUGAUCAGAGUUCGUUAGGCGUCUGUGAUGUAGAAGUCGGAUAUUAGGAGACGGUAUUUUUUUUGAAAAGAUUUGAGUUUUGUCUAUUAGUAAUUUAUACGAGCCGUUUUUUUUUGUCGGGACGACAAAUCGUGUCGUUGAUCAUUCUGCCUUCGAAAUCUAUCACAUAAUUAUAAUAAUAAUUAUAAUUCAUUUAUUGCAAUGUAAAAUGUAUAUGAAAUUACAUUAUAUUUUAUUGAUUCGAAUUGCAAGUUUGUUACAUGGUUCGGGCCGGUCCGCUAUUUGUUCAACUGUAAAAAUGUUUAUUGUUUAUAUUGAUUUACGAAUCGAGUAUAGCAGGACUAUAUUUGUUAGCUCGGUAUUGCAUGUUUCAUUUCAAUGGGUCUAUUAAGCGACUCUUUGAAACUGUUUUUGGUAAUUUGUGGAAUGUAAAUAAAAUAAUUGAUUACUUGAAAAAUUGUUGGAAAUGAAUAAAACUACAUUUUGUUAUUCGUAUGCCACUGAGCGACUCUUCUGUCGCGUCACGAGUCUACACCGCGCGCAGCCUAAACCUGCUUUCAGACUACACUAUAAUAUAAUAUAAUAAUAUAUACCAUCCGGCUAUGGAAUGAGCUCCCCUCCACGGUGUUUCCCGAGCGCUAUGACAUGUCCUUCAAACGAGGCUUGUGGAGAGUAUUAAGCGGUAGGCAGCGGCUUGGCUCUGCCCCUGGCAUUGCUGAAGGCCAUGGGCGACGGCACCAUCAGGUGGGCCGUAUGCUCGUCUGCCUACAAGGGCAUUAAAAAAAAAAAAAAAGCAUAUCCUCGUUGUCAAACCAAAAUCUGCUAUCUGCACUUUUUGACCUUUUCGUAUAGCUCACAGCCCUAUGUACCGUAUAAAAAAACUGAUAUGUGUCUAUAAUAGCUUUAAUAGCUUUAAUUUGAUGUAGUUUUUAAAAAAUCACCUUCAUAUAAAAUUUUAUACGAAAAUGUUUUUACUCGUUAAUUCAAAAUAGAGUUUUUGCGCAUAGCAGAUUUUGGUUUGACAGCGACGAUAUAGUAUAUAGCUCAUAGCACAACAAUAUUGCGCACCAUACAUUGUUAUGGACACGUUUAUACUGUACUGUACAAUAUUAUACUGUACUGUAUUAUUGGCUAAGUAUACGCUGUUAUGCUAUAUGGCACUAUAGUAUCGCGCAGUCUGAAAGCAACUUAAUAAAUGUGAUGUAACUGUGGAACAUGCGUCGACGGGUUUUGGCGGUAAAUCAAAAAAAAUCUCUAAACAAUUUCUACAUGGUGUCGACGUUAUCGAUUCUAUCAAUAUAGUAUUUUUGUAAAACUAAAUUACAAUUUUCAUUUGAUAAAAAAUUAUUUAAGCUGCUAGUAUAGUAUUUUUUCGACUAAAUUACAAAUUUUAGCUGUUUCAAUUUUGUUAAAGCGGCUAAUUGUACGUUUUACGUAAUUUUUAAACUGUCAAUCAAAAUUAUGAACUUAUGAAUACGUAACCCCGCUGUAGCCGUAGUCAUCGUUUAAGUGAAUGCAAUAUUCCAGUCGCGCUGUAAAAUAUAGUCUUACUGUGUUUACCAUUGGAAUUUAAUAUAUUUAAGUACAUCAAUCUCGAGUAUUCCGUAAUGUGUCGGUUUUCAUAAAAUGUAAUUAAUAUUUCAUAAGUUAUUGUACUAAUGCAUCAGUUGAAAUCGCGUCACACAAAAGACAUUCUUUAAUUUUAUUAUUAAUCUAUGUAGUUGUAAGCUUGUAACACAAAGAUAAUCUCAUUUUAAUUAAUAUUCUGUAGUAAACUGUACAGGGUGUACUUGGAAUGUUCUCGAAAACGAAUACGGGUGGUAAUUGUAAUAACUUAUAUAAAAUACAUUUCAGUUUUUUUCAUAUUACUAUAUCGUAAUUUUGGGGUAAACAGCGACCUCUCUGUCUGUGGCACUGGUAUUUCUUUUCAUGUUGCGUAUUUAACUUACCACAAAUACUAGUAUUUGCCGCGAAACAAUCCUUUUACACCCUGUAUUAAGAGUCAUUGCUAUUUUGAGUGUGGGAAAGGUAGGUAGCAUGUUUGGUGGAAACUAUAGAUUCAGUGUUUCAAAACGUCCACUUGCACAAAUAUUUCUGUUAUGAUACUCACUAAAGGUAGUAAUGACAAAAUAAUUUAAUAACAUUCGAAUACAGCUGUUAUGUAAUCUUGCCCAGGCUGUAGACGGCAGAAUAUGUAUAGUAGGUACGUAUUUAAAAACCUUUUAUAGCGGCUCCCGAUAAUUAUAUAGUAGAAUAUAUAAGAAUGUAUUGUUGUAAUCAAGAGCAAUGAAAUUAUAUUUAGAAAUAAUAA
Bombyx mori (domestic silkworm) is the source of this 8475-nucleotide messenger RNA. RefSeq names its product receptor-mediated endocytosis protein 6 homolog (gene Gapvd1). Gene Ontology annotation, biological process: regulation of GTPase activity; vesicle-mediated transport. Gene Ontology annotation, cellular component: endocytic vesicle; cytosol. The transcript has 31 exons. The record is from RefSeq and is a predicted model, not a curated record. Lineage: Eukaryota; Metazoa; Arthropoda; Insecta; Lepidoptera; Bombycidae. Gene Ontology annotation, molecular function: guanyl-nucleotide exchange factor activity; small GTPase binding. Bases 329 to 5101 code for a protein of 1590 amino acids.